Molecule: messenger RNA, 530 nt
Organism: Danio aesculapii
Lineage: Eukaryota; Metazoa; Chordata; Actinopteri; Cypriniformes; Danionidae
Exons: 4
Coding region: 39-413 (124 amino acids)
Source: RefSeq, a predicted model, not a curated record
CUCAACUGUUUUAAAACUAAAGUAAAAUAAGAAAAUUAAUGAGCGUAAUGAAGAGGGUUAAACCGGACAGCACACCUUCUGAAGCGGACAGAGUAACUGGACAGAGAAUCCUCUUCACAGGUCCAGAUGGCAUUGGAGAUUUCCGUCCCAGACUGGACUUUUUCCCCCGCAGCAUCGGGAUCGGCUCUUUAUCUCCAGAUGCCACGAGUGAUUUGGGUUUCCUCUUCCGGGCUGCACCGAAUGCGCCUCCACCGUUAGCCAAACACAGACACACUGGAGAACUGGGCUGGGGCUUGCAGUUCUCCACUCUACUCAACAGACCCACUGACAUCUACUGCAGACAAUAUGAGGUUCGCUCCGGCCCAGAUCCAGAACAAGCAGCAGAGCGUCAAGAGGAACCACAGCACACAUGAUCCCUACAGCGAGAACCACAACAAACACUUCCAGCUUAACAAGAAAAGCACAACCGGACACCAGUAUACUUUUUUCACAUGACACAAGUCAAAUGUUUCUUCACUGCUGCUUCUUUA